UUAAGCACCGUGUCCCAUUGACAGGACGGCGACAAAACCGAGCAGCGUGUUCCACCGCGUCUCUGAACUCCACCACCGUCAAAGUGGACCGGUGAUGACUUGGAGCUCGCGGAUUCUGGACUUCAGAGACUAAAGGGAUGCGCACCUCCAGGAGGUCACCGUUUGGACAAGUAUGAGACCUGUGGCGCACAUGGAUGAAGGACCAGCAGAUAUUCAGUUGAUCCCAGUGUGGAUGUAGCUCCAUAUAUAUUCCACUUCUACACUACCAGCAGGCCUGGCCCAGUUCAGCCCCACAUGGAUGGAUCCCGCUGUAGGAGCUGUACUCAUGGAAUACAAAGCCCGUGCUGGUGAGCAUGCCUGCCUGUCCGAGUCCACUCCUCUCCGGGAGCCUCUCCACAGCUCUCUCCCCUCUCCACUCGGACAUCCCCUGGUCGCUUCAAGCCCCCUCAACAUGAGGACGACUGCUCGGUGAUUCUGUGCCUCUGCACGCCUGCACGGACCGGAGACCCCUAUAUUUGGAUCGUGCUUUUUUUUUGGCUACACACGCAGGAUUUAUCUGAGCCGUGGGCUUCCUUUGUGUCAAAGGGCUUAACGCAGAGUGCGCGGACGGCAACAGAGCGGGGGCUUUGCUUCACCCGCUGUUGCGUCCAGCUGCUCUCUUUGUGGCCGGGCCGUGAUGGCAGCCGGCCGGCCGGAGGCGCAGGACCACCCGCCCGAGAACGGCUUCACCCCGCUGGAGCACCCGGUGCCCCGGCUGCUUCCGCACAUCGACGGCUCGGUUCUGCCGUCUCUGGGGGGCUUUGGGAAACAUCAGAAGCAGCUCGUGGUCCUGACCUGGAUACCGGCAUUGUUCAUCGGCUUUAGCCAGUUUUCGGAUUAUUUCCUCCUGGCUCAGCCUAAUGGCACGUGCGUGCAACCCCUCACCAACGAGAGUAACUGGACCACGGCACCCCCGCCGGUAACCGUCCCCGGUGGCGCACCCGCGCUGCAACCCAAAGGCAACGGCACCAUCAGGGAGGGAUACGGCGACGACAGCGGCGGUAUGCUGUGCGCCUGCAAGGAGUGGAGGCUGGAGCUGCAGACGGGACUUAGCCAGAAUGUUGUUACCAAGUGGAACCUGGUGUGUGACUCAGCCUGGAAGGUGCACAUUGCCAAGUUCUCUUUGCUGGUGGGCUCCAUAUUUGGCUACCUAGUGAUGGGUGUCAUGGCUGACUGGUUUGGUCGACACCCGGUGUUGAUUCUCUCGGUGCUUUUCAUGCUGGUGUUUGGUCUGAGCGUUGCCUUCUCUGUAAACGUCACCAUGUUCAGCACCUUGCGCUUCUUUGAGGGUUUCUGCUUGGCGGGCCUCGCUCUCUCCCUCUACGUGCUCAGGAUUGAGCUUUGUUUGCCAGCCUGGCGCUUCUCCAUGACCAUGGUGGCCAGUUUUCUGAUGGUGGGCGGGCAGCUACUGAUGCCAGGGGUGGCCGCUUUGUGCCGCAAUUGGCCGGGCCGGGAUGACUGGCAGGUCCUGCAGAUUGUCAUUAUCAGCCCUUUCGUUUUGAUGCUGCCCUACGUCUGGCUUUUCCCCGAGUCGUUGCGCUGGUUGCUGGCCACCCAGCACUACAGGCGGUCCAAAGCCAUGAUGCUGCACAUCGCCAGGAAGAACCAGGUUAACACGACAACCGAGCCGAGUGGAGUGUUUACAGAGCUGGAGCAGGAGCUGCACAAGAAACCCCAGAGGACCUGCAUUGUCAAGAUGAUGAGCACCAGGAACCUGUGGAAAAACAUCGUGGUGCUGUGCGUCAACUCGCUGACAGGUUAUGGGAUCCACCACUGCUUCGCCCGCAGUAUGAUGGACCCGGAGGCCCAGCCCACAGCUUUGUGCCACGCGGACUAUUACACCAUGGCUGGCAUCGCCGUGGCAACCUGCCUGGCGCUUUGCCCCGCGGUGGGGUUGAUGGGUCGCCGUGGAGGGCUGCUCACCUUCAUGAUCAUAACAGCCCUGGCAUCGCUACUACAGCUGGGGUUACUCAACUUGAUUGGGAAGUACAGCCUUCGCCAUGACAUAGUUCUGCGAGACACUCUGAACAGGAAAUUCUCAGUGGCCUUCUCCAUCAUCGGCAUGUUCUCCUCCCACGCAGUCAGCACACUCAGCAUAUUCUUUUGUGCUGAAAUCACUCCUACUGUCAUCAGGGGUGGAGGGCUGGGCCUGGUCCUGGCCAGCGCCGGCUUCGGCAUGCUCACCGCGCCCAUCAUGGAGCUCCACAACCAGAAGGGCUACUUCCUGCACCACGUGAUCUUCGCCUGCUGCACCCUGCUGUGCAUCAUCUGCCUGCUGCUGCUGCCCGAGCCGCGGGGCCAGCCGCUGCCGGAGAGCCUGGCUGACGGAGAGACCUUCACCCGUCAGACGCUGCUCCAUCCAGGAGAGCAGCACCUCCUUCUCGCCAAGACUGACGGCGACUACUCCCGCGUCCACGACACGCCGCUGCACCUCACGACCACUGGGGGCGCGACAGUGGCGGCGGCGACCGCUCUGGCAGCGGUGCCUGCCUCGUACGCCCUGGCCACCGGCGGGGAGGUGAUUGGAAACCAUGCCAUAGCCAAUGGGGUGUGAACACCAUAGCAAUAAUCUACUACCGUGCUAAUUAUUGCUCAAGAAUUUUAACCUGAACAGAAUGGUCAAUGAACCUCUGCAAAAAAAAAUAAAAUAAUAAACUUUGAAGGGGGAAUCUUUCGGAUGAACCAGAUGAACUCAUUUAACGCCGAGGUUCGGGAUGGUGACGAUAAUUCAUUUGUGUAGUUUGUAGUGAAUAUGAUUCAUUCAGGAGUUGCCAAAAAUAUUGUACUUGACUAAGUUUAUCCGAAGUCAGCGUGUGUUAAAUAAUAUGAAAGUCUUCGGUGGCGUUGGUGAUUUUCUUGCACUGCCGUCCGCUCCGUCGAGAACGAUUUGCAGGUGAAAGAUGCAGGCAAGUGAGGAGGGAGAGGAGAGCAGACUGGCUUUGAAUAACGUGUGCUCUGUGAGUUUUCGGUUUGUAGUUUUGACUUGUUGAGAGAGGAUUUCACUGCAUCUUCUAAGUUAUUUUGCACUAAAUGUCAGAGACACAAUCAAAGUGCUUGUGAUUUUCAGCCAACACGGAGUUCCAGGGAUUUGGCUAAACCACUACCACUCUUUUUUUUUUUUUGCAUGAAAGGGCACAAAUACUUUUACAUGUAUUUUCUUCCUUUUUGUGGUCCCUCUGCUAGAAGUCCAAUGUGGCACUUUAUCCUCAGAGAUGAGGUUAGUGUAGACGCUGAUUUUCUUUUUUAAAGGAAAGCAUUCCUGCUACUAGUGUGGGUGCAUGAUGGUUGUCUGAUGCGAUGAACAGCCGGAGACCUUGGCAGACUGUACGUGUAGCCUGCAGAGACUGGGGUGGGGGGGGUAAUGCUGAACAAAUCCGAGAGUUGAACGGACAGUGAUGUCCUAUGACGCAUCUCGGGAUUUAAAAUGACUUUAUCGCAACGGCUCUGUUCUUUUUAACAAAACACAGAAUGUAAUUCAAGGAAAUCAGUAUUUAUUUUGUCAUGCUGCCGAAGGGCAAUUUUGUUGCUUGAAAUACCUCCUUAAUUAGCAAAUAUUUCCACUCCAACUCUCACUUCCUUAUUCUCUGUACUGUGGUAAUGUUGUAAUCCUGCUCCUAGGAUGUGUAACUCUAGCCGAAAAGCACAAUAUUUUUUGGAAAUAAACGUUUGUGAAGAUUAGAAUAGAGCAGCGUAGUCUGCGCAGACCUGGCCUAGUUGUGAUUAGCGUACAUUUAUACACUUUACUACGUACGUUUCCCUUAGGACUGCAUAAAAAACGUAAGGUAUGUAUCCAUGUACCAUUCAUUCAUAGGAUGAUAAGCACAUUGAAUAGAUAACACAUCCCAUUUUUCAUUCAUAUAUACCUGAAUCCAAACAUCCUACAUUUUUAAAAAUCAUAUUUAGUACACAGCACGUAUUUUGAACACCCUGUAUGGUUUACUAGUUUGUAUGUUUUCAACAGUUAAAACACUUGGAGGAAAAAAAAUUCCCACUAAUGCCGUUUUCUAUUUUUUUAAUAUGAUGCAUUUGUACAAAAAGCCAUAGGCCUCUACAUGUUUUGAUAAUAAACCACUUAAUUUAUUAUGUCAAUAAAAGAACACGUUGAUGUGA
Molecule: messenger RNA, 4149 nt
Organism: Perca flavescens (yellow perch)
Lineage: Eukaryota; Metazoa; Chordata; Actinopteri; Perciformes; Percidae
Gene: slc22a23b
Product: solute carrier family 22 member 23
Exons: 10
Coding region: 677-2593 (638 amino acids)
Biological process (GO): transmembrane transport
Cellular component (GO): membrane
Molecular function (GO): transmembrane transporter activity
Source: RefSeq, a predicted model, not a curated record